This is a messenger RNA of Penicillium brasilianum, 615 nucleotides long. NCBI's taxonomy places the organism in Eukaryota, Fungi, Ascomycota, Eurotiomycetes, Eurotiales, Aspergillaceae. The record is from the annotation of a GenBank genome assembly.
GCCGAAGUGCAUCUUUUUAAUUUAACUUGUACAAUUUUCCCCAAAUCCGCCACUUCAAUACAUCUACACAACCUUCACAAUGACCGACGCGACCUUCCACACCACUCGCCAGGACUUGCGCAAGGCCGAGUCUCGCGUCGCUGGUCAGCACGGUGGUAAAACCCCUGCCGACUCCGAUGUUUCUCAGAUGAAGUCCAUUAUCGACCAGAACACCGACAAGCCCAAGCAGAUCGACGAGGCCAAGGCCAACCUGCCCCUCCCAGAUCAGCCCCCCGUCGCCAGUGAUUGGAACUCCUCCGACCAGCGAACCGUCAACGUGGGCUCUGGUGGUAUCGAAGGCCCUAUCUCUGGUGACAACGACACUGCCCUUCGCGGCCCCGCCACUGCUGGUAGCAGUGCCCGUGUCGACGGUGCGGAGCUGCACAAGCCCACCGCACCCCAGGGCAAUGUUGGCCGUCAGCGUGUUGAGGGUUUGGAUAGCUUGCCCUCUGAUGCUACUUCUCGUUAAAGAAAUUCUUAUGUGUGGACUACGGGAUCCAAAAUUUGUAUCAUAGCCAUUUUCACGGAGUCACGAGCGAAUGAAUCCAUUCUAAAUUGAAUGAUAUAACUGCGGAA